Messenger RNA from Physeter macrocephalus (sperm whale), 3701 nucleotides. RefSeq names its product KH-type splicing regulatory protein (gene KHSRP). The coding region runs from base 753 to 2933 and encodes 726 amino acids. Lineage: Eukaryota; Metazoa; Chordata; Mammalia; Artiodactyla; Physeteridae. Gene Ontology annotation, biological process: regulation of DNA-templated transcription. Gene Ontology annotation, molecular function: mRNA binding. The transcript has 18 exons. The record is from RefSeq and is a predicted model, not a curated record. Gene Ontology annotation, cellular component: nucleus; cytoplasm.
ACGAAGCACCUUUAUUUCCUUCAUUGCCAUUUGUCCGGAGAGGUGUCAGUCACCUUACGCCCGCCCCCGCCACUCAACCAUUGGCUUAAAGACAGGACUAGAAAAGGAUUCUGGUUAAGACCGAAAGUAAUUCAGUCCAAACGCAAGCGCAUCACACAGAUCUCGUCAGAGACUGGAUACGUUGAUUGCCAAUCUCUAUAAAAACCUCCUUCCUUGUGUACUCAUUGGCUUGCGUAGACGACUAUCUCGCCGGUCGCCCGCCCAGCCGUUCAAAGAAGCCUUUCGCCAGAUCCCUCCUUCCUGUCCACUUGACUCUUCGGAGCCAUCAAUCCGGUUCUGAAGCCGCCCACCGAUUCUGGAACUCCCGCUUCAUUGGGCCUCGGAUCUUCUCGGAUCUCCUCGAUUUGCCCUCCCAGCGCCGGCAGCCCGCAGCCCACUGCCUCGGAAAGCUGUCGAUCUCGCGGCGCCUCCCGCCCACUGCCCCUCGAGGCACUCCGGUUGGCCGCUCGCCUCCAGAGUCCGUGAUUGGUGUUCCGGGAGCAGCAGCCGCCUUCCAUUGGCCCGGCGGCGCCGUCCGUCAAGCCGGCGUCGGGAGGGGGCGUCCCUCUCCCCCCUCGUCGUCUUUCCAGCCGCUGGGUUCCCAGAGUGCUCCGCGGCCGUGUGGAGCGAGGCCUUGUUCCCGCGUUGAGCCGCUGCUGCCGCCGCCGCCUCCUCAGCUUCAGCCUCCGCGCCAGGCCCGGCCCCGCCGCGCCAUGUCGGACUACAGCACGGGAGGACCCCCGCCCGGGCCGCCGCCACCCGCCGGCGGGGGCGGGGGGUCCGGAGGAGCCGGGGGUGCCGGAGGAGGCCCGCCGUCGGGCCCGCCGGGCGCGGGGGACCGGGGCGGCGGCGGUCCAGGCGGCGGCGGCCCGGGCGGAGGGUCAGCUGGGGGCCCCUCGCAGCCGCCUGGCGGCGGUGGCCCGGGAAUCCGCAAGGACGCCUUCGCAGACGCAGUGCAGCGGGCCCGCCAGAUCGCAGCCAAAAUUGGAGGUGAUGCCGCUACAACAGUGAAUAACAGCACUCCUGAUUUUGGUUUUGGAGGCCAAAAGAGGCAGUUAGAAGAUGGAGACCAACCGGAGAGCAAGAAACUGGCUUCCCAGGGAGACUCCAUCAGUUCUCAGCUCGGACCCAUCCAUCCUCCCCCCAGGACUUCCAUGACAGAAGAGUACAGAGUCCCAGACGGCAUGGUGGGACUAAACAGCGGUGGCCUACCCGAGCGCAGCGUGUCCUUGACAGGAGCCCCGGAGUCUGUGCAAAAAGCAAAGAUGAUGCUGGAUGACAUCGUCUCUCGGGGUCGUGGGGGCCCCCCAGGACAGUUCCACGACAACGCCAAUGGGGGCCAGAACGGCACGGUGCAGGAGAUCAUGAUCCCCGCAGGGAAGGCCGGCCUGGUCAUCGGCAAAGGUGGAGAGACGAUUAAGCAGCUGCAGGAACGGGCUGGAGUCAAGAUGAUUUUAAUCCAAGAUGGAUCCCAGAACACAAACGUGGACAAACCACUCCGGAUCAUCGGAGACCCUUACAAAGUACAGCAAGCCUGCGAGAUGGUGAUGGACAUCCUUCGGGAGCGUGACCAGGGUGGCUUUGGGGACCGGAAUGAGUAUGGAUCCCGGAUCGGCGGGGGCAUCGAUGUGCCAGUGCCCAGGCAUUCUGUGGGGGUGGUCAUCGGCCGGAGCGGAGAGAUGAUCAAGAAGAUCCAGAAUGACGCGGGUGUUCGGAUACAGUUUAAACAAGAUGACGGGACGGGUCCCGAGAAGAUAGCUCACAUAAUGGGGCCCCCAGACCGGUGUGAGCACGCCGCGAGGAUCAUCAAUGAUCUCCUCCAGAGCCUCAGGAGUGGUCCCCCGGGCCCUCCAGGGGGUCCUGGCAUGCCCCCAGGGGGCCGAGGUCGAGGAAGAGGCCAAGGCAACUGGGGCCCUCCUGGUGGGGAGAUGACCUUCUCCAUUCCCACUCACAAGUGCGGGCUGGUCAUCGGCCGAGGUGGUGAGAACGUGAAAGCCAUAAACCAGCAGACGGGCGCCUUUGUAGAGAUCUCCCGGCAGCUGCCGCCCAACGGGGACCCCAACUUCAAAUUGUUCAUCAUCCGGGGCUCACCCCAGCAGAUCGACCACGCCAAGCAGCUCAUCGAGGAGAAGAUCGAGGGUCCCCUCUGCCCAGUGGGCCCAGGCCCCGGGGGCCCAGGCCCUGCCGGCCCCAUGGGACCCUUCAACCCCGGGCCCUUCAAUCAGGGGCCACCCGGGGCUCCCCCUCAUGCUGGAGGCCCCCCUCCUCACCAGUACCCACCCCAGGGCUGGGGCAAUACCUACCCUCAGUGGCAGCCGCCUGCUCCUCACGACCCGAAUAAAGCCGCGGCUGCCGCUGCAGACCCCAACGCCGCCUGGGCCGCCUACUACUCACACUACUACCAGCAGCCCCCAGGCCCCGUGCCUGGCCCAGCACCGGCCCCUGCAGCCCCGCCCACCCAGGGCGAGCCCCCUCAGCCUCCACCUGCCGGCCAGUCGGACUACACUAAGGCCUGGGAGGAGUACUACAAGAAGAUCGGCCAGCAGCCCCAGCAGCCCGGUGCACCCCCGCAGCAGGACUACACGAAGGCCUGGGAGGAGUACUACAAGAAGCAGGCUCAAGUGGCCACGGGAGGGGGUCCGGGAGCACCCCCAGGCUCCCAGCCGGACUACAGUGCCGCCUGGGCCGAAUAUUACAGACAGCAAGCCGCUUACUACGGACAGACUCCAGGUCCUGGCGGCCCCCAGCCUCCACCCACACAGCAGGGACAGCAGCAGGCAAGUGGGAAUUGCCACCCUCCUCCUCCUCCUUUCUCCUUCCAACCCCCGGCUACCGUCCAUCCUGCCUUAGUGGGUAGCGCCGGAAAUCCCUUCCCCUGCGGGGUGUGUCCUUGAUGCCUGCAGCGGGGGCCGCGUGGCCAGAGGUCUCCGGGAGUCCCCACGUGCCAGGGGAAGUGUGUGCUGGGUCCAGAGGUUAAACGAAGAGGCCUCCCUCCGCCGGCCCGCUUGUUCCUGUGUAACGCUGUCAUGAUGCUGGGGGAGACCGCGCGAAACAAAUAAAAGGAGGAACUGUUGAACUGGUGGGUAGUCCUGGGGGUGGGGGGCAGGCCGUCCGCUCAGAUGCUGGUCGCCAUCCUGGCUGCUAACUCACUCAAAAUCUGGCCAUUUGGGAAGAAAACGGAUAUUUUUUUCCUCUCUCUGCAUUACUUUCAUGGUUUUUGUUCUUUUGAUUCUUUUAUUUUUGAAACCACGAUCUCUCCCCGCGUGUCCAAGUGACUGUGUGUGCUGCAAGCGGCCCCGUGCGGCUCGGGCCGUGGCCUGGCUGUGGCUCCUCCCGCGGCUCCUCCCGUGGGCUGUGGGGAGGUGCCGAGGGGCCUGGGCCCUCCCGCUCCGCCCAGGCUCGGCCUCUCUGCUCCCGUGCCCGCCUUGUGUCCUGGUCUUGUCUGUGAAGUGGGCAUGACGAUCGCUGCCACCUUCCAACCUACCUCACAGGGGUGUUGUGGGGACACCGUGAUCUCUGACUGUCAUGUUGUGAUGCGCCGGGCCGCCCGCCCUCCUUCCUUCCUGAAGACAGGGCCCCCUCCUCCCUCCCCUCCCCUCCCCUCCCCGCUCCCAUCCCUGAGCGCUUUCUCCUUCCCUCCCUCCCUCCCUCCCUCCCUCCCU